Pelagomonas calceolata is the source of this 892-nucleotide messenger RNA. The record is from the annotation of a GenBank genome assembly. NCBI's taxonomy places the organism in Eukaryota, Pelagophyceae, Pelagomonadales, Pelagomonadaceae.
AAACCCCUCGCGCGCGCGCUCAUCGUCGCUCUCGCUGCUGCGGCCACAGAGCAUCUCUUCUGCACUGCGCGAUCGCUGCGAUCGCUGCAGAGCCAACGCUUCUGUCACCAGCAAACGCAGCGGCUCCAAAACCUCCAGCAGAGACGCUUAGGGCUGCCAAAACGGCGCCGCGCCGCACGAUAGAUCACAGAACAACAUGCCGCCGCGACCCAAGAAAGGCAGCAAGGACGACGACACCACGAUCGUCAUCGACGUCAUGAACGGCGACGACCCGCAAAAGGCGAAGAAACCAAAACCGCGCAAGAAGAAACCGAGCGCCGGCGACGCGCCGCCGCCGCCGCCGCCGCUCAAAAGGACCACGUCCUCACCCAAGACCAACGGCAAAAAGAACGGCAAAAAGAAGCCGCCCCCGAUCACGAUGGACGUCGCUGCCAAGGACGAAGCUAGAGCUGUGCGCGCGUGCCAGCGCAUCAUCGCGUCGCGGCCCGAGGACUACCGCGCGAUGUCGUCGCGCUUCGAGUUCGUGUCGCGGCUCGGCUCGGAGUUCGGCAACGCGAACCCCCAGGACAUGAAGAAGGUCAAGAAGCAGCACGGCGGCUUCGAGGCCUUUGUGGUUGCGCACGCGACGGAGUUGUUCGCGUUCACGCCGCCGCCGUCGCCCGGCGGCGCCGCGGCCGCGCCGUCGCCCGAGGACUUCUCGGACUUCAUCUUGAACGACGUCUGCGUCGGCGAGCACGUCCUCGAGCUGCUGCGGGCGCAGGAUAUCGGUUCCAUCGAGACGCUGCGCAUGUUAAAUCUGGACGACCUCCGGGCGAUCCCCGGGUUGGCGCUUGGGCCGCGGCGGAAGCUCCACGAGGCGAUUACGGAGCUGCGGGACGGCGGCGUAACUUGA